AAAUAAACAUCGUGCGUUGAAGGAAUUUGCAGACCAUUUUUCUGUGUCCUUUCUACCUCCGUGUGCGACAAUAGAAAAGGAUCAUUUACAUACACGCGCUAUUCACACGCCGGAAAAGGUGAUUGGCGGUGUUCGUUGGCCGUAAAUUAGUAAUUUAUGCAACAGUGAGUUUUGCGAUCCCCGGACCGAUCGAAGCGCACAGACGACCGCCUUGAGAAACAUCGUAGAAAGUAACAGCCCGUGGAUGCGCUUGCACGAGGAUAACCAAGGACGGAAGCUAAGCACCAGCGAGUGGUACGACAAUAUGAGUGACGAUGAUCGGGACAUUGACAUAGAGAGCGAUGAUGGCGAUGAUUCGGAUAACACAAAAUCUCAAUCCCGUUCCGGCGCUGGGAGUCAAUUUUACUCGCAGGCCGAAAAACGUGCUCAUCACAAUGCCCUUGAACGGAAAAGGCGUGAUCACAUCAAGGACAGUUUCACCGCGCUGCGAGAUUCCGUACCAUCGCUCCAGGGCGAAAAGGCAAGCCGCGCGCAGAUACUGAAAAAAGCGGCCGAGUACAUCCAGUUCAUGCGAAGAAAGAACAACUCACACCAGCACGAUAUCGACGAUCUCCGGAGGCAAAACAAUAAGCUUGAAACGGAAAUUCGCGACUUGGAACAGGCCCGGGCAUCCGGUAAAUAUGGCGAUGGAGCCGAUUUGGGUGGCGGAUUCCAGGACGGAUCACGCGGUUCUGACAGCUCCGAUAUAGACGAGGUACCUAAAAAUAACAACAACGGGUUAGGUGCACGGAGGAACAAAAAGAUGAAAACGAAUGCCAACUAUUAGAGAGCGCACACCCGUCAUGAAGCGAGAGGAUGGCUUUAGUGUAACUUUCAUUUUUUUCUUCUAUUAUUUCUAACGAUGCAAACACGUUACAUUGCGUGUGGUAGCUUUUAGCAUUUUUGUAAGGCGCAUAUUAUUUUAAGGGGUCUCGAAAGAUUUACUUGUUCUUCCGUAUAUUUUGUUUGCCCUAUCUAUCAGAUACGACUGUAUGAAAUUUUGUCGAUUAUUUGAAAUUUCAACGAAGAAAUGAUCAGUCAUUGAAGAAUUUGCUAUAUCAAGCACGUAUCGACUAACUAACCCAUACUCAGAAGAGACAGUUUACUGGCAAUCCAACCCGUAACAGCAAAAGAGAAAUGAAUGUUUUAAUGAAUAACCGUAAAGUGAAGGGAACAGAAAGAAUUGUACAAAUUGAUUGUUCUAUGCCUAGAAGUAAGUCUUCAUUUUUGAGUUCCGACAUAAUUAUAUAAAGUUGAUGUACGUAAUUUGUUCAUUUCUGUUUAUUGCGCGACAUCGAAAGAAGACAAAUAAAUCAAUAUUUAGCAUUU
This is a messenger RNA of Anopheles moucheti, 1368 nucleotides long. RefSeq names its product protein max (gene Max). The coding region runs from base 245 to 826 and encodes 193 amino acids. The record is from RefSeq and is a predicted model, not a curated record. Gene Ontology annotation, molecular function: protein dimerization activity; DNA-binding transcription factor activity. The transcript has 6 exons. Lineage: Eukaryota; Metazoa; Arthropoda; Insecta; Diptera; Culicidae. Gene Ontology annotation, biological process: positive regulation of transcription by RNA polymerase II. Gene Ontology annotation, cellular component: RNA polymerase II transcription regulator complex.